Conger conger (European conger) is the source of this 811-nucleotide messenger RNA. Its product is annotated as transmembrane protein 128-like. The transcript is spliced from 5 exons. The coding region runs from base 29 to 532 and encodes 167 amino acids. Lineage: Eukaryota; Metazoa; Chordata; Actinopteri; Anguilliformes; Congridae. The record is from RefSeq and is a predicted model, not a curated record.
UCGGAAGUACGUUUCGCAUACAAACAAUAUGGCGGAUACUCUAGUAGAUAGUGAGGUUCAGACUCUUCGUAAUCGUUUUAAAAAAGAUGCUGAAUUUCUAUUGCGCGGGGUUUCAGACGAUGACAGCCUCGAAAAGAGUCCGGAGGAAAAAGACGCAAAGCCCCUCCCUCGAAUUAACCGCCAUUCUGUCUUCUGGAUCGCGGCUGCCGUUGGGUUGACCUACUACCUCGACUUCUUCGCCGUUAUAAUGGUGGACGACAGCAUCAAUGGUUGGUGGUUCAGUGUCGCUGUGGUAUUACUGGGAAUUAGCGUGGCGUUAGCAUUGUUCUGUAUCCUGUACCUGGAUUGGUUCAAGGGCAUUCAGCACUAUGACCAGGAGUACCCGGCUCUCGCACCCGUCACCACGGCCAUCUUCAUCGCUGCGUCCUGCAGUUUUAAUAUAGCACUGUGGCCAGUGUGGUCAAUAUUCACUCCCGUCAUCCUUUUCACCCAGUUUAUGGGGGUGCUGAUGCUUAUUUCCAUGCUGGGCUGAUGCAGGCUUGAGAUUCCUCCCAACCUUGAUUUGGACUGUUGGGACUGUUUUAUGUUGAAGUUGAAUGCAUUCUUUACUUUCAGCGAUUAUACUGUAUCUAAUAUUGUUCAUACUAAAUGCCAAUGCUUUUAAAUGCCAAUACAAUUUUUUUAUUGUUUAGUAUGUAAAGCUAUUUAUUUGUUUUCAGUUUCUGUGUUCUAAUACAACUCUGUGUAAUUAAAACAAACACUGUAUAUGGCAUUUUUUGUAUUACUUUCUUAUUAAAACAUAAUUAUCAAA